AUGAGUGCUGUUGAUGUGAAGUACCGCGACUUGGCUAAAGAAUUUCUAACCAAACUACACCUGUUCUACUUCAAAGAUCGUUCUCCUUAUGCGAUAUUGAGCGAGAAAUUAAAGCAUGCUGUUUAUGGUCUACCAUGGGAAUGCAUGGAUGCGAAUAAUAGGAAAGUUGUAGCUUUCUUUCUGAUGAAUGUUCAGGAGCCUGUUCAUAUAAAGGCGCUGGGUGUCGCUAAUGUUGGCGUCACUUCUAUGGCGGCGUUGUCUAGCGAAGACCUCGUGAAGAAUAAUGUUGAGGCAAGACCAGCCAGGGUUGCGGGGGGCAUCACUGCUCCCACAGAUUACCUGUAUGUAAAACUUUUACGCAUGUCUUUGCGUAUCAUCGCCUCUUGGCCUCAUAAAGAGCUCGGAGAGAAAGACCCUGUGAUCCUGAAUACAUUCCUUAAGUAUUUUUAUUUAGCAGCAACUUCUGCUUGUCAAUUCGGUUCAUAUCUUUACCUCAGAACGUAUAAUGAUGAACUUACUAUGAUGGAAGCUGGCCAUUCUUAUCUCAUGAUUAUGAUGACAUUCAUUGAUAUAACGGCACCAGUACUUAUGCGUUAUUUGCCACUAACAAUAGUAUGUACUCAACAGCUCAUUCAGUUGUCAGUAAUUUUUGAACUGAUUGGGACUGAGAGUGAAAAAUUACUAAACGCUGUGUACAGUGUACCAUGGGAAUGUAUGGACACAAGUACUAGAAAAUUUGUAUCAUUUUUCCUAAUGAACGUUAGGGAACCAAUACACGUAAAAGCUUUGGGCAUUGCCAAUGUUGGCGUCACGACUAUGGCAGCGUCCAGGAUCCUCAUGCUCACAUUUUCCAAGGAGUAUCGAAAAGUAUGCAAAGAAUUUCUCACUAAGGUACACUUGUUCUACUUCAAAGAUAAUUCUGAAUAUGCCAUGAAGAGCGAAAAAAUUCUGAGCGCUGUGUACAGUAUACCAUGGGAAUGUAUGGACACAAGUAAUAGAAAGUUUGUUUCAUUCUUCCUAAUGAAUGUUAGAGAGCCAAUACAUGUUAAAGCUCUGGGUAUUGCCAAUGUUGGCGUCAUGACUAUGGCAGCGACGGCGCCAGCUCUUAUGCGUUAUUUACCACUUACAAUAAUACUGACUCAGCAACUGAUCCAGCUGUCUGUUAUUUUUGAACUCAUUGGAAGUGAGAGUGAAAAGGUCCUAAACGCCGUGUAUAGUGUGCCAUGGGAAUGUAUGGAUCCUAAAACUAGAAAAAUGUUGGCCUUCUUUUUAAUGAACGUUAGGAAGCCAAUACAUGUGAAAGCUCUUGGUGUGGCUAACGUUGGAGUUACUUCUAUGGCUGCAGCGCCCGCGGAACGCUACGCGCCGCACGCUCGGGUCUGGUUCUGUUCGGGCGGCGAGCUACCCUUACACGCCGACCGCAGACCCGCGCUUACGGUGGCCGGAGAUCGUCCCUUGAUCUCCGACGCCCGUAGUGUCGCCUGUUGCGGCAGCUGA
Messenger RNA from Spodoptera exigua (beet armyworm), 1497 nucleotides. The record is from the annotation of a GenBank genome assembly. NCBI's taxonomy places the organism in Eukaryota, Metazoa, Arthropoda, Insecta, Lepidoptera, Noctuidae.